Humulus lupulus (European hop) is the source of this 1026-nucleotide messenger RNA. RefSeq lists its product as uncharacterized. The transcript has 4 exons. The record is from RefSeq and is a predicted model, not a curated record. Bases 1 to 1026 code for a protein of 341 amino acids. NCBI's taxonomy places the organism in Eukaryota, Viridiplantae, Streptophyta, Magnoliopsida, Rosales, Cannabaceae.
AUGGAGAUAUAUUACAAAAGAAAUGUAGAAUCAACGAAACCUAUAGAAGAACAUGUUCAAAGUGCAAAGAAGAGUAAUGUGGAAAUACAAAGAAAUGUUCAAAAUAACUUGAAACAAGAAGUCAAAGACGUGACAUUACAGAAUUCUCCAGAAAAUGCUAAAUCAAUAUCACCUGAGAUUCAAAAAAAUAUUAUAAGAGUUGUUGCAAAUGAAUUCAUCAAUGUGAUUGUCAAAGGCAUUAGGGAUGCUUUAUUUUCUAUUGUAGUUGAGGAACCUCGUGGCAUCUCAAUGAAAGAACAAAUGGUUGUUGUGUUACGUUAUGUGGAUAAAAAGGGUAUAUGGAUUGAGAUAGCUAGAUUGAGAGGACAAGGUUAUGAUGAAGCUAGUAAUAUGCAAUGUGAGUUCAACGGUUUGAAGACUCUUAUUUUAAAGGAGAAUUCUAGUGCUUAUUACAUUCAUUGUUUAGCUCAUCAACUUCAACUAGCUCUCGUUAGUGUGGGAAAAAAGCAUGAUAAAGUUUCAGAGUUCUUUUGUGUGGUAAAUACUUCAUUUCUUCUGUGUGUAUCAUGUUUGUCUCCCGAUAAUUUAUUUGUUGCUUUCGAGAAGCAAAUGCUAAUUCAACUUGUUGGGUGCUAUCCAAAAGAUUUUUCUGCAAUGGAGUUCAUGGCUCUUGAUGAUCAACUUCAAAAUUAUAUUGGUGAUAUGCAUCCAAGUAUAGAAUUUUUAUAUUUGAAGGGGAUUAAUCAUCUUGCAAAAAAGAUAGUUGAAAUGGGAAAAGAUAAGGUGUAUCCCUUAGUCAAUCGAUUAUUGAUAUUGUCAUCAAUUUUUCCUAUUGCUACUGCUACAGUUGAAAGAGUAUUUUAUGGAAUGCAUUUUGUAAAGACCAAGCUGCAUAAUCGUAUUGGCGAUCAAUGGUUGAAUGACAAAUUAAUUAUCUAUAUUGAGAAAGAAAUUUAUGAUUGUAUUGAUAAUGAAGUUAUUAUGCGUCAUUUUCAAAACAUUAAAACUCGUUGUGGAAAUUUGUAA